Messenger RNA from Nomascus leucogenys (northern white-cheeked gibbon), 1002 nucleotides. RefSeq names its product CD200 receptor 1 like (gene CD200R1L). Lineage: Eukaryota; Metazoa; Chordata; Mammalia; Primates; Hylobatidae. Gene Ontology annotation, biological process: regulation of neuroinflammatory response. Gene Ontology annotation, cellular component: external side of plasma membrane. Gene Ontology annotation, molecular function: signaling receptor activity. The record is from RefSeq and is a predicted model, not a curated record.
AUGUCAGCUUCAAGAUUACUGAUCUCCAUCAUUAUCAUGGUGUCUGCUUCAGAUAAUAAUUCCUGUCUGAUGACACAACUGGAAAUACAGAGCCAGAGAAUACUUCUUAAUGAAGUUCCCCCUGAAGUGACCCUGUUUCUAAGCAGGCAUAGAACUGUGGUGUGCAAGACAGUUGCAGCAAAGCCAGCUGCACAGAUCUCCUGGACCCCAAAGGGGGACUGUGUCACCGAACAAGAAUAUUGGGCUUCAAGUAGUUCAUGUAUGGAUGGAAAGCAGAUGACACAGAACUAUUCAACAAUUUCUGCAGAAGGUAAAAUUUCACAGCCUGUACUGAUGGAUACAAAUGCUGUGCUUUGUUGCCCUCCUAUCGCAUUAAGAAAUUUGAUCAUAAUAACAUAGGAAAUAAUCCUGAGAGGCCAGCCUUCCUGCACAAAAGCCUACAAGAAAGAAACAAAUGAGACCAAGGAAACCAACUGUACUGAUUAGAGAAUAACUUGGGUCUCUAGACCUGAUCAGAAUUCGGACCUUCAGAUUCGUCCAGUGGCCAUCACUCAUGACGGGUAUUACAGAUGCUUAAUGGUAACACCUCAUGGGAAUUUCCAUCGUGGAUAUCACCUCCAAGUGUUAGUUACACCUGAAGUGACCGUGUUUCAAAGCAGGAAUAGGAUUGCAGUAUGCAAGGCAGUUGCAGGGAAGCCAGCUGCCCAGAUCUCCUGGAUCCCAGAGGGAUCUAUUCUUGCCACUAAGCAAGAAUACUGGAGCAAUGGCACAGUGACUGUUAGGAGUACAUGCCACUGGGAGGGCCACAUGUCUACCAUGACCUGCCAUGUCUCCCAUUUGACUGGCAACAAGAGUCUGUCCAUAAAGUUGAACUCAGGUCUCAGAACCUCAGGAUCUCCAGCGUUGUCCUUACUAAUCAUUCUUUAUGUGAACUCUCUUUUUGUGGUCAUUCUGGUCACCACAGGAUUUGUUUUCUUCCAGAGGAUAAAUCAUGUCAGAUAG